Sabethes cyaneus is the source of this 555-nucleotide messenger RNA. RefSeq lists its product as uncharacterized. Bases 7 to 555 code for a protein of 182 amino acids. The record is from RefSeq and is a predicted model, not a curated record. The transcript is spliced from 3 exons. Lineage: Eukaryota; Metazoa; Arthropoda; Insecta; Diptera; Culicidae.
ACAAAAAUGGCUGAGGGCACGUAUGAGUAUGAAUGCAUGCGGGCUGAGCUGUUGGGUGUCGAAAAGCCAAAUCGUGAAGAAUUCGAAGCUAAUAUGAAACUUCGAAAGGAAGCUGAACAGGAAGAACAAUUAACGCAAGAGAUGCAGGAGGUUGACUUGAACGAUGAACAACUGAAGGGUACUACUGGGAAAAUGGACGAAUUGAACAAUAUACUUUCAAUUACGCAGCAACGAAUAAACAAAUUUAAGGUUGCUUGUGGCAGCCUUACUAGUUUGUUAAAAAUGCGUCCAUCAACUCCCAACGCAGGAACCUCGUCCAACGAACCUACGGAAGAAGCCUCUGCAAAUACAAUUAAUGACGCACUGGACGCGUUGGAUACCAUGAAAGAUGUGGAGACAGCUUCCGAUGCCAAGAUCGCAAAAUCAGCUGCACAGGAUAUGGGUCAAAAAAUGACCUCACAACUUGACAAACUGGAUUCGUUACUAUCAAAAGCUGAUAAUGCAACGUAUGCCAUGAAGCACCAAACCGAUCAGAUGAAGAAGAUUACGAAGUAA